AUGGCCUGCGCGGCCUUUUUCAGUGGCGCCGCCCUGCGCAUCUGCGACUCGCUGCUGCCGCGGCUGGCGCUUGACUUCAACCGCACCCCUGGCGCUGCCGGCCAGGUCAUCAUCAGUUUUUCAAUCGCCUACGGUCUCAUGCAGCUGGUGUUCGGCCCGCUCGGUGAUCGUUACGGCAAGGCGCGCCUGAUCUGGAUAUCGCUGGCGGGCUGUGCUCUCGCCGCACUCGCAUCGUCACUGAUCGGCAGCGGCUACACCACCCAUUCGUCACAAACAGUCGCAUUGGUGGAGUCUGUUUUGGGCACGCGACCCCUCGAUAUCCUGGUCAACACUCAUUUGCACAGCGAUCAUUGCGGUGGCAAUGCAGCGCUUCAGGCUCGCUACGAAAGUCUGCAGACAUUAAUACCGCCCGGCCUGGCCGCUCAUGUGGCUGUUUGGGAUCCGGUUGCCUUGACCUAUCAGCCGACCGGCCAGCUGUGUCCACAAUUUUCAUUCUCCAGAAAGCUGGAGCCAGGUAUUGAAAUGAGUUUCGGCUCAUCGAAAUGGCAAAUCCACUCUGCCCCUGGACAUGACCCGAACUCUUUAAUCUUUUUUGAGGCGUCCAAAAGACUAUUGAUAUCAGCAGAUGCGCUUUGGGAGAACGGCUUCGGUGUUGUGUUUCCGGAGCUUGAGGGUGAAAAGGCUUUCGAUGAAGUGGGGUCGACGCUGAAUCUAAUAGAGCGGCUCAGCCCUUUGAUCGUCAUACCUGGCCAUGGAGCUGUCUUCAACUACUGCCCAGGCGUACUGGAAACUGCGAGACGCCGACUGGAUUCCUUUGUUGCCAACCCGCUGAAGCAUGCGCACCACGCAUCAAAGGUGUUGCUCAAAUUCAAACUGCUUGAAACCCAACAGCAAACCUUCGACGAAUUUGUGAUGUGGGCCACGGACACAGCGUACCUCACACAGAUUAGAGCGCGUUUUUUUACAUCAACGCCAAUAGAUGUCUGGAUCGAGCAGCUGUGUGAUGAGCUUUGCAAAUCAGGUGUCGCGGUGCGUGACGAUAUAUACAUCUACAACACCUGA
Ostertagia ostertagi is the source of this 1062-nucleotide messenger RNA. The record is from the annotation of a GenBank genome assembly. NCBI's taxonomy places the organism in Eukaryota, Metazoa, Nematoda, Chromadorea, Rhabditida, Trichostrongylidae.